CGGUGAGGGGCGCAGUUCUGCUCUUCUUCUGUUCCUCUGUCCUCCAUCAGAUCAGCCCGUAUUGUUUAGGAUCAGCUGUGUGUCCGGAACCCAAACCCCACCCAAGCAGCAAGGACAAGAGCCCGCGGGACCCAGGGACACAGCGGGGAAGAGCUAAACACACCCGCGAUCCGGCCGUUAUUCCCUGUGUUUGUUCUUUCGUUUCCGUUAGAGGCAGAAGCUCCAUCAUCACCACUUCAUCAUCAUCAUCUUCAUCCCUCCAUCCUCCUCCGGCCCGAUCAGCUCUCACACACACACACACACACACACAUUUAUCUGAUUUAUACUGAUCUGUGUUGGAUCUGUGUUGGAUCUGAGUAGAAGAUGAUCGCGCUGUUUAAUAAGUUACUGGGCUGGUUUAAAGCUCUGUUCUGGAAGGAGGAGAUGGAACUCACCCUGGUGGGCCUGCAGUACUCCGGUAAAACCACCUUCGUCAAUGUGAUCGCGUCGGGGCAGUUCAGCGAGGACAUGAUCCCCACUGUGGGCUUCAACAUGCGCAAGAUCACCAAAGGAAACGUCACCAUUAAGUUGUGGGAUAUCGGAGGCCAGCCACGGUUCCGCAGCAUGUGGGAGAGGUACUGCAGAGGGGUCAGCGCCAUAGUGUACAUGGUGGACGCUGCAGAUCCAGAGAAGAUUGAAGCUUCCAAAAAUGAACUGCACAACCUGUUAGAUAAACCACAACUACAGGGCAUUCCAGUCCUGGUGUUGGGGAAUAAGAGAGAUCUGUACGGAGCGCUGGAUGAGAAGGAGCUGAUCGAGAGGAUGAAUCUUUCAGCCAUCCAGGACCGAGAGAUCUGCUGCUACUCUAUCUCGUGUAAGGAGAAGGACAACAUCGAUAUCACACUACAGUGGCUGAUCCAGCACUCCAGAACCAGGCGGAGCUGAGAGCCGGAGCUUCUGAUUGGAUGAACAGUAUCUUCUUACCACCUGUAUGCCAAGUCCCGCCUCCUUGAUUUUGACCUGCGCCCCCCCCCCCCCCCCCAUGCGCCCCUGCGCCCCUCUCAGUCUCAGUCUUGUAUGAAUUGUGUGAUUUUUUUUAUGAUUUUGAUGCACUUUUUGUUUUUAUACGUUUGUUUGUUUUUAAACUUGUACACAUUUUUAUAAUCUGUGAUUCAGACCUGACGGGUCACGCGUCCGAUUAUUUUUACCAUUGUGUGUGUGUGUGUGUGUGUGUGUGUAUGUGUGUGUGUGUGUAUGUGUGUAUGAUUAGGCAUGUGUCGAUAAUCAUUUCUCUGAUACAGUAAUAAUACAGUAUUGAUCAGUAAUGAUCAGGAUACAGCAGCAGAGUAUCGACACGCCUGUGUGAUGUGGACUGACAGGAUUUGAUAAUCACUCUAAUAAUGACACUAGUACAUUUCAUGAUGUUAUGUUUAUCUCUGUGUGUGUGUGUGUGUGUAGGUUGUGUUUUGGAUGCUCAGUUGCAGCUCGCUGUGUGUUUUCAGAUGCAUUUCCUCCACACGGCUGCACACACACCUUUGUUUGUUCUUUGCUCUGUAUGAACUAAACUUUAUUUAAUAUUAAUAUAAAUAUAAAAGUACGUUCCCUUCAUCUGCAGCUCUGACCUGAACGUGAGUGUUUUUGUCUGAUGAAGUGUUUUUAUCUUCAGUUUAAUUCGUCUGAAACUAGAAUAAAAUUACAAUGAAAUAAUAAUUAUUAAUAAUAAUAAUGAGAAGGAUCAGCUUUCCUGGAUCAGCUUGUUUACUUGGUUCUCAGUUUAAGGUGGCACUUUGACACAGUGAAGUCGAGUCCACCUUAAAUCCACAUUUGUAGAUGUUUAUAUAAAUUAAGGAAAUAAAAUAAAUGUUUGUCCUGA
Messenger RNA from Trichomycterus rosablanca, 1852 nucleotides. RefSeq names its product ADP-ribosylation factor-like 8A (gene arl8a). Gene Ontology annotation, cellular component: lysosomal membrane. Gene Ontology annotation, molecular function: GTPase activity; GTP binding. Gene Ontology annotation, biological process: anterograde axonal transport; protein transport. Lineage: Eukaryota; Metazoa; Chordata; Actinopteri; Siluriformes; Trichomycteridae. The record is from RefSeq and is a predicted model, not a curated record. Bases 364 to 924 code for a protein of 186 amino acids. The transcript has 7 exons.